Messenger RNA from Syzygium oleosum, 2485 nucleotides. Its product is annotated as phosphate transporter PHO1. The record is from RefSeq and is a predicted model, not a curated record. Lineage: Eukaryota; Viridiplantae; Streptophyta; Magnoliopsida; Myrtales; Myrtaceae. Gene Ontology annotation, biological process: cellular response to phosphate starvation; phosphate ion transport. Gene Ontology annotation, cellular component: cytoplasm; Golgi apparatus; plasma membrane. The transcript has 15 exons. Bases 14 to 2383 code for a protein of 789 amino acids. Gene Ontology annotation, molecular function: inositol hexakisphosphate binding.
UGAGCUUCUUGAAAUGGUGAAGUUCUCAAAGGAGCUCGAGGCUCAGCUCAUCCCAGAAUGGAAGGACGCCUUCGUCAACUACUGGCAACUCAAGAAGCACGUCAAGAAGAUCAAGCUCUCGAGAAAACCAAAGCAACCUCAGCAAGUCGACCGUGACUUCGGCCUGUCCAUUUUCGACCCCAUUCGUUCCAUGGUCAAGAAAGUUGCCGGCAAGUUCCGGAAGUCAGCUAGCAGCACGGAUAUUAUGCAGGUACGUAGACGAGCAUGCAUGGACAUGGAGGACGGAGAGGAAGAAGAAGAAGAAGAAGCGGAGCACGAAGUCUACGAGAACGAGCUUGUUCAGUUGUUUUCUGAAGAAGAUGAGGUUAACGUAUUUUUCGAGCAACUGAACGAGGAGCUGAACAAGGUGAACUGGUUCUACCAGUCGAGAGAGGAUGAGUUUCUCGAGAGAGGAGAUGCGCUCAACAAGCAGCUCCAGAUCCUGCUGGACCUCAAGCAGAUCCUCGCCGACCGGCGCCAGAAGAAUUCCCAGUCAUUCAGGGGGGCGAGCGGCGGGGCUUCUCUGCGCUCCUCGUGGCCAUCCUCGACUCGAACAUCCAGUUUUUCAGAGGCCCCAACGGAGUUGCUCGAGACCCCCACGGAGACCUCAGAGACGGACGACGUGAUUGCCGCGUUCGAGAGGAACGGGGUGAGUUUCGUGGGGGCCGCGGCGAGGUUGAAGACGAAGAGCAACGGGAAGCCGAAGAUGACGAUGAGGAUCGACAUCCCGGCCACGACGCCGACCCGGAUGAUAACCGCCGUGACGUCGAUGCUGUGGGAGGACCUAGUGAACAACCCAAGGAAAGAUGGGCCGGCGGAUUUCAUCAACAGGAAGAAGGUACAGUACGCUGAGAAGAUGAUUAGGGGAGCUUUUGUGGAGCUGUACAAAGGCCUUGGUCUGCUGAAAACUUACAGCUCCUUGAAUAUGAUGGCUUUUACGAAGAUACUCAAGAAAUUCGACAAGGUGGCAAAGAGACAGGCAUCGACAAGUUAUCUAAAAGAAGUGAAGAAAUCUCAUUUCAUAAGUUCAGACAAGGUGGUGAGGCUAAUGGACGAAGUGGAGUCCAUCUUCACAAAGCACUUCGCCAACAACGAAAGGAAAAAGGCGAUGAAGUUCUUGAAGCCUCAGCAUAACAAAGAGUCUCACAUGAUCACCUUCUUUGUUGGUUUGUUCACCGGUUCAUUUGUGACAUUAUUUAGCAUAUACGCGAUUUUGGCGCACAUAGCUGGUAUUUUCAACCCCAGCACGGACAUGGGCUACAUGGAAACUGUCUACCCUGUCUUCAGUGUCUUCACAUUGUUGAGCUUGCACCUGUUCAUGUACGGGUGCAACCUGUUCCUGUGGAAGGGCACGAGGAUCAACCACAACUUCAUAUUCGAGUUCUCGUCGAGCACCGCCCUCAAGUACCGCGACGCCUUCCUCAUGUGCACCACCAUCAUGACCACCGUGGUCGGCGCCAUGAUCCUCCACCUCCUCCUGCGGGCCAAUGGCUUCUCGCCUAGCCAAGUCGACGCCAUACCGGGAGUCCUGCUUCUGAUUUCCUUCGCCGUGCUGGUUUGCCCGAUUGACAUAUUCUACCGCUCGACUCGGUUUUGCUUCAUUCGCAUUAUGCGCAACAUAGUUUUCUCUCCAUUUUAUAAGGUUCUGAUGGUUGACUUUUUUAUGGCUGAUCAACUCACUAGCCAGAUACCAUUGUUGAGGCACAUGGAGUCCACGGCUUGCUACUUCUUGGCCGGAAGUUUCAAGACGCACCAGUUCGAAACAUGCAAAUCGGGAAGGCUUUACAGAGAACUUGCGUACGUCAUUUCGUUCUUGCCUUAUUACUGGCGUGCCAUGCAGUGCGCCAGGAGGUGGUUCGACGACUGUGACACGAUCCAUCUGGCCAACAUGGGGAAGUACAUGUCGGCAAUGGUGGCAGCCGGGGCAAGGAUCACGUACGCGAGGCAACCCGACCACCUGUGGUUCGGUGUCGUCCUGGUGACCUCCGUCAUCGCCACCAUGUAUCAGCUGUACUGGGAUUUUGUUAGGGAUUGGGGGUUUCUCAACCCCAAAUCGAGAAACCCGUGGUUGAGAGACGAGUUGGUUCUCAAGCGUAAGAGCAUCUAUUACAUCUCCAUCGCCUUGAAUGUAGUUUUGAGGGUUGCAUGGGUGGAGACGGUGACAGGGUUUCGCCCUGGAGCGGUGGAGUCGAGGUUGCUGGAAUUCUUCUUGGCUUCUCUGGAAGUCAUUCGACGUGGUCAUUGGAAUUUUUACAGACUGGAGAACGAACACUUGAACAACGUGGGAAAUUUCAGAGCAGUGAAGGCGGUGCCGCUUCCGUUCCGCGAAAUGGAGUCCGACUGAUGGGAUACUCUCGCCAUCAUCCUCUUGGAGCUGAAUUGCCGGAUCGUGUAGAGGGAUCGAUCCUUGACGGUUAGCAUAAUGCAUCAAGCCACCAUAUGAUCA